This is a messenger RNA of Vigna unguiculata (cowpea), 911 nucleotides long. RefSeq lists its product as uncharacterized. Gene Ontology annotation, molecular function: tRNA 2'-phosphotransferase activity. NCBI's taxonomy places the organism in Eukaryota, Viridiplantae, Streptophyta, Magnoliopsida, Fabales, Fabaceae. Gene Ontology annotation, biological process: tRNA splicing, via endonucleolytic cleavage and ligation. The record is from RefSeq and is a predicted model, not a curated record.
UUUCUGUGUCAUAGAUUGCUUUACAUUAUGUACACUUAUCAAUUCAAUCAGUAGCUACCAUUAUGGAAUCAAGCAGGAGGUUUUAUGCUUUUUGAUCUUUAUGUUCAAUUUUGGCAGUGGCCGUGGAAAGGCUUUUGAUAUGAGAAAUGAUAGAGAAAAAACAAGAGGGCGUGGUGGGGAGAGUGGCUCAGGAAAGGACAAAAUCGACGCUCUUGGUAGGCUCCUGACACGAAUUUUGCGACAUAUGGCAUCUGAAUUGAAUUUGAAAAUGCGAAAUGAUGGUUUUGUGAAAGUUAAUGAUUUGCUAAAGCUGAAUAUGAAGACAUUUGCUAAUAUUCCAUUGAGAUCGCACACUGUUGAUGAUAUUAAGGAGGCUGUUCGAAGAGAUAAUAAGCAACGGUUUAGCCUCAUGGAAGAGAAUGGGGAACUAUUAAUACGUGCAAACCAAGGCCACACUGUAACGACUGUUGAAACUGAAAGCUUAUUGAAACCAAUCCUUUCAGCUGAAGAAGUUCCAGUUUGUGUGCAUGGAACCUACAGAAAGAACUUGGAAUCAAUUCUAGGAUCUGGGCUGAAGCGCAUGAAAAGAUUGCAUGUUCAUUUCUCUUGUGGUUUACCAACAGAUGGAGAAGUAAUUAGUGGUAUGAGGCGAGAUGUCAAUGUUCUUAUCUUUAUUGACGUCAGAAAAGCAUUGGAGGAAGGUAUGAAGCUUUACAUUUCUGACAACAAGGUAAUCUUGACGGAAGGUUUUGAUGGCGUUGUUCCUCCCAAAUUUUUUGAGAAGAUAGAAUCAUGGCCUAGCAGACAACCUAUUCCCUUUUGAAACUCUCUUAUAGAAACCUAGUAAGUUGAGGAUUAUUAGAUAUGAUUGUGUAAAACCUCUUACAAGAAUUAACAUUUGGUUUCUUGUU